AGCUGCAGCCGACCCAUGUCCAGGGCCCUGCCCUUUGCUCUGCAGCUUUUCUAAGUCCCUAGGCUCUGGAGAGUGGGCGUGGGAGUAGCCCUAGCUGAAGCUCCAAGGUCCUCCCGGCUGUUUAGGGGGCCCCAGGCGAUAGCCACGUUCGGAUCCUGGCUAGCUGCCAGGGGAGGGAGCUUGGGUUUCAUUUCCUCGGACCCUCCUGCCUGGGCCGCAGCGGCCGCCGCGAUGCCCAGCAAGUUCAGCUGCCGAAAGCUCCGGGAGGCUGGCCAGAGGUUCGAGAGUUUCCUGGCCGAACGGGGACUGGACCUGGAGACAGAUCGCGAGCGGCUGCGGAUGAUUUACAACCGCGACUUCAAGCCCAGCUAUGGGACCCCUGCCCCUGGCUUCUCCUCCAUGCUGUAUGGAAUGAAGAUUGCAAAUCUGGCCUUCGUCACCAAGACUCGGGUCAGGUUCUUCAAACUAGACCGCUGGGCUGAUGUGCAGUUGCCAGAAAAGAGGCGAAUAAAGCCAGGGUCGAAUAUCAGCAAACAACACAGGUCACUGCUGGCCAGGAUCUUCCAUGACAGGAAUGAGUAUCUUCAUGGGAAACAUGGGGUGGACGUGGAGGUCCAGGGGCCCCAUGAAGCCCGAGAUGGGCAGCUCCUUAUCCGCCUGGAUUUGAACCGCAAGGAGGUACUGACCCUACGGCUUCGGAAUGGAGGGACCAAGCCUGUCACCCUCACUCAUCUCUUUCCACUCUGCUGGACACCCCAGUUUGCCUUCUACCACGGUGAACAGGACCUGCCCUGCCCAUUGGGCCCAGGUGAAAGCUAUGAGCUCCAUGUCUACUGUAAGACCGGCAUUGUGGGAUACUUCCCAGCCACUGUCCUCUGGGAGCUGCUGGGGCCUGGGGAGCCGGGAACCGAGGGAGCCGAAACGUUCUACGUCGCCCGUUUCUUGGCUGCCGUCGCACACAGCACCCUGGCUGCACAGUUGAAACCCACAACUCCCUACAAACGCACCCCUCGGCUCAGUAGAAACCCUGUACUGACCAACCGGAUAGAGGAAGGAGAGAGGCCUGACCGGGCCAAGGGCUAUGAGCUAGAACUAAGUUUGGCCCUGGGGACCUACUACCCACCCAUCCGCCUCCGGCAACUGCUCCCUACCCUUCUUCAAGGACCAAGCAUUUUCACCUCCCCAAAGGAUGUUGCUGAGAUCAAGGCCCAGCUGGAGACAACCCUGAAGUCCAGGAACUAUGAGGUGAAGCUCCGGCUGCUGCUGCACCUGGAGGAGCUGCAGAUGGAACAUGACAUCCGGCACUAUGACCUGGAGUCCGUGCCCAUGACCUGGGACCCCGCGGACCAGAAUCCGAGGCUGCUUACACUGGAGGUUCCUGGUGUGGCCGAGAGCCGUCCCUCAGUGCUACGGGGUGACCACCUUUUUGCCCUUUUGUCCUCUGAAACCCACCACGAGAACCCUAUCACCUACAAGGGUUUUGUGCACAAGGUGGAACUGGACCGUGUAAAGCUGAGCUUUUCCACAAGCCUCCUGAGCCGAUUUGUGGACGGGCUGACCUUCAAGGUGAACUUUACCUUCAACCGACAGCCCCUUCGGGUCCAGCACCGGGCCCUGGAGUUGACGGGCCGCUGGCCGCUGUGGCCCAUGCUUUUCCCUGUGGCCUCCCGUGACAUCUCGCUGCUGCCCUCAGAUGUGAAAUUCAAGUUGUAUGAUCGCAGUCUGGAGUCGAACCCUGAGCAGCUGCAAGCCAUGAAGCACAUUGUGAGGGGUACCACCCGGCCUGCCCCCUACAUCAUCUUUGGGCCUCCAGGUACUGGCAAGACUGUCACAUUAGUGGAGGCCAUCAAGCAGGUAGUGAAGCUCUUGCCCAAAGCCCACAUCCUGGCCUGUACUCCAUCUAACUCUGGGGCUGACCUCCUCUGUCAGCGGCUCCGGGUCCACCUGCCCAGCUCCAUCUACCGUCUCCUGGCCCCGAGCAGGGACUUCCGGAUGGUACCUGAGGACAUUAAGACCUGCUGUAACUGGGAUUCUAAGAAAGGAGAAUAUGCAUAUCCCGCCAAAAAGCAUCUGCAGCAAUACCGGGUCUUAAUUACCACCCUCAUCACUGCCAGCAGGUUGGUGUCAGCCCAGUUUCCCAUCGAUCACUUCACACACGUCUUCAUCGAUGAGGCUGGCCACUGCAUGGAGCCUGAGAGUCUGGUGGCCAUAGCAGGACUGAUGGAUGUCAAGGAAACGGGCAAUCCGGGAGGGCAGCUGGUUCUGGCUGGGGACCCUCGGCAGCUGGGGCCUGUGCUACGGUCACCUCUAGCCCAGAAGCAUGGACUCGGCUACUCUCUGCUGGAGCGCCUGCUCACCUACAACUCCUUGUACAAGAAGGGCCCCAAUGGCUACGACCCCCGCUUCAUCACCAAACUGCUCCGCAACUACAGGUCUCACCCCACCAUCCUGGACAUCCCUAACCAACUGUACUAUGACGGAGAGUUGCAGGCCUGCGCAGACGUGGUGGAUCGAGAACGGUUCUGCCGCUGGGAGGGGCUGCCUCAACAGGGCUUUCCCAUCAUCUUCCACGGUGUAAUGGGCAAGGACGAGCGAGAGGGCAACAGCCCAUCCUUCUUCAACCCUGAAGAGGCUGCCACAGUGACGUCAUACCUGAAACAGCUCCUGGCCCCUUCCUCCAAGAAGGGUAAAGCUCGCCUGAGCCCCCGAAGUGUGGGCGUCAUCUCCCCGUACCGGAAGCAGGUAGAAAAAAUCCGUUACUGCAUCACAAAACUUGACAGGGAGCUUCGAGGACUGGAUGAUAUCAAGGACUUGAAGGUGGGCUCCGUGGAAGAGUUCCAAGGGCAAGAACGGAGUGUCAUCCUCAUCUCUACCGUCCGAAGCAGCCAGAGCUUUGUGCAACUGGACCUGGACUUUAACCUCGGUUUCCUUAAGAACCCCAAGAGAUUCAACGUGGCUGUGACCCGGGCCAAGGCUUUGCUCAUUGUAGUGGGCAACCCACUCCUCCUAGGCCAUGACCCGGACUGGAAAACAUUCCUGGAGUUCUGUAAGGAAAACGGGGGGUACACUGGAUGCCCCUUUCCUGCUAAACUGGACCUGCAGCAGGGUCAGGACUUACUCCAAGGCUUGAGUAAACUCAGCCCCUCUACCUCAGGGCCCCGCCAUCACCAGCAUCUCCCCCAAGAUGGUGAAGGGGGCCUGCCUUUACAAGUGGAGCCAGAGUGGAGGAAUGAGCUCUGAAGACACAGCCGCCCUGCCUUCUCACACCAGCCACGCCUUACUCCUGCCUGACCCUGACCCCAGC
Molecule: messenger RNA, 3304 nt
Organism: Acomys russatus (golden spiny mouse)
Lineage: Eukaryota; Metazoa; Chordata; Mammalia; Rodentia; Muridae
Gene: Mov10
Product: Mov10 RISC complex RNA helicase
Molecular function (GO): 5'-3' RNA helicase activity; RNA binding
Source: RefSeq, a predicted model, not a curated record